Molecule: messenger RNA, 3757 nt
Organism: Xiphias gladius (swordfish)
Lineage: Eukaryota; Metazoa; Chordata; Actinopteri; Istiophoriformes; Xiphiidae
Gene: mdm2
Product: MDM2 proto-oncogene
Exons: 13
Coding region: 223-1737 (504 amino acids)
Biological process (GO): negative regulation of apoptotic process; regulation of cell cycle
Cellular component (GO): nucleus
Molecular function (GO): identical protein binding; ubiquitin protein ligase activity
Source: RefSeq, a predicted model, not a curated record
UGGAUGCAGUGUCGGUUUUCGUCCGGCAGGAGCGCUGCACAAACAAGACCAAACAACGUAACCGUCAACAGACCGACUAGUAGCAGCAUGGUUACUAGUUCAACGGCCCGAUAAACCGGUGGAUAACGCCGCUGUGGGACAUUAUUUCAUCAAGAGUAACUGAAAAGGAUGAACUGCUGCUGAUAGUUUCACUCUGAAUAUACUGGAUCAAUCAUCUUCACUAUGUCAGCUGACGGGGAGCUCAGCACAGACACCAGUGAUGACAACAAACUGGUCAGACCAAAGGUAGAGUUCCAUUCUUUGCUGCAACAUGCAGGAGCCACUAAAGAAGUUCUCACCAUGAAGGAGGUGAUGUUCUAUCUGGGUCAGUACAUCAUCCAGAAGCAGCUGUACGACCAGAAGCAGCAGCACAUUGUCCACUGUUCCCAGGAUGCACUGGGGCGAGUGCUGGGAGUCGACAGCUUCUCUGUUAAAGAGCCACGAGUCCUGUUUGCAAUGAUCACCAAGAACCUGGUGGCUGUAAAGAGCCAAGAGUCGACACCAAGUUUGAGCGAACCGCACAGCAACGGUCAGGAAGACAGAGGGACAGAGGAGGCAGAUUCAGAAAGUCGCUCUUCAUCACCAGAAAGGAGGAGGAGGCGGAGACGGAGGAGGAGGAGGAGGAGCUGCAGGAGCAGUGACCCAGGACCCUCCCACAGCGUAGAGGAUGAUGAAGAUGAGGAAGAGUCAGAGGAGGAAGAGGAAGAAGAAAGUAAGAGGAGGAGGAGGUCUGACAGCUACUCCCUGACCUUUGACGACAGCCUGUCCUGGUGUGUGAUUGGUGGAUUGGGAAGUGGGCGGGACAGACACAGCAGCCAAUCAUCGGACUCACACAGCACAUCUGGGAGGUCAGAAGUCCCGGUCCCAGCCUCAGACUCAGACGCUGACAACUUCAGCGUUGAAUUUGAGGUCGAGUCCAUUGAUUCUGAUGAUUACAAUGAAGACGAUGCCUCUCUGUCUGCCGAUGACCAGGUGUAUGAGGUGACAAUCUUUGAGGCAGAUGAUGACGACUCCUUUGAUGAAGACACAGAGAUCACUGAAGCUGACUACUGGCGGUGUGCGAAGUGUGAUGAGUUGAACCCCCCUCUCCCCAGAAACUGUCUCCGCUGCUGGACUCUGCGGCAGGACUGGCUACCUGAGGUGUCCGUCAAUGUAACGAACUCCACCCCCUCCAGUCCGAAAGCUCUGCCCACAAAGCCAAACAACCAAUCAGCAGCCAAAGAAGCUCCAGGUUCUGAUGUCGAGGAGAACGAAGGAGUUGAUGUUCCGGAUGGGAAAAGAGCAAAAACUCCUCCUCUCCUGUCGCAGUGCCUGUCAGACUCCACUGCUCCCAACUCCCAGGAUCUCCUCUCUUCCUCCCAGCCCUCCUCCUCCUCCUACUCGUCCACCUACUCCUCCAUCGACUCCCAGGAGCUUCUCACGUCUUCCCCCACCGCUUCACCUCCACCUCCCCCUCCUCUUGCUUCGGUGGUCCCUGAGUUGGAGCGUAGCACGUCGGUGGAGUGGCGGCUGCCGGACUCAUGCCUGGACCCCUGUCUCAUCUGUCAGUCCCGGCCGAAGAACGGCUGCAUAGUCCACGGACGAACCGGACACCUGAUGUCCUGCUACAUCUGCGCCAGGAAGCUGAAGAAGAGGAACAAGCUGUGUCCGGUCUGCAGGCUGCCCAUCCAGUCUGUCAUCCUCACCUACCUCAGCUGAGACACCCAGUAUGUCGUCCUCACCUACCUCAGCUGAGACACCCACUGUCUUCACAUUUAGGUGUUUUCCACUACAGGAACUUAAUGACACAUAAGUUAGGGUGUGGCCAUUGUCACAGGUUCUGUUUUUGGGGGUGGGUUAGGUAUUUUCAGAAUCUUGUAAUGUGCCCAGAAGUGAGCUGUUCUUUCCAUUAAGUAGCGAUUAAUUGUGGAGCUGCAACGAUGAGUCGUUUUAGUCGUUCUCCGGUUCCAGGUUCUCAAAUUUCAAUGGACUAUAAUAAAACAAGUCAUCUGACUACAUUUCCUGACAUUUUACAGACAAAGCAAUUAAUCCCGACAAUAACUAGUAGAUUCAUGAGUAAUGAAAAUAAGGGUUAGUUGCAGCUCUUGUUCAGUGUGAGCAAACACUGCAAAAGUUAGUGCCACCUUUUCAUUCGCUGUCUGCCACGCAGCACGUAAAAAUGCCACUCUGAUUUCUAAAACGCAGAGGGAAAUAAGGCAGAACCUAGAAACUAGACUUUACGGGUUCUUAGGAGUUCAGUUCCUGUAGUGGAAACGAGCUACUUGAUACAUACAAUGAGGGUCUGCUAAACGUGUUCAUCCCGUGUAGGCCCUAUUCAUAAGAGAUGUCUGUCGCAGACUAAUCUCUGGCGAGACUCUAGUUGAGGUCCAUACAUAUCACAAUAAUUAGGAAAUGAAAGUUCAGUUUCACUUCUCUGCUUAGGCACAUGUCCGCACUUUCUAUUGCUCUUCAUCUCUGUCUCGUUUCAGGAAGCUGUUUAAAGGACAAGUUUGGUGGUGUUCCGUAUUUUCCUUAAUGUCAACAAAACCAUAAAAAGACCAAAACCAACCACAUGUUGGUUCCUCUUUCAGUACUUCUGAUUUCUCUGUCUGUUGCUCUCAGCCCCAAGCACAUUGGUUCCUACUGAAGAUGUAACAGCUUGGAUUUUUAGUUUAGUUUAGUUAGUUACUUUCAUUAUCACUAAAUCUGCCUAUUUUCUCAGUUAAUUGAUUAAUCCUUUGUUUAUUAAUGAUCAGAAAAUUGCCCUUCAUAAUUUCCCAGUGCCCAAAGUGACGUACUCACGUCUUUUGUCUGAAUAACAGUCCAAAUCCUACACAAAUUGGGUUCACAAUGAUAGAGCAGCAGCGAUCAGUCAAUUUUUCAUAAUCGAUUGAAUUGAUGAGGGAAUCGUAAGAUUCAUUUUGUGGUUGCAGCCUUUCCCAAUGUGAGGAUUUCAUGCUUUUCUUUGUCAAAUAUAAACUUAAACCGAUCUCAGCGUUUUUGACAAAACAAGAUUUCGAUCACCUUGGGCAAUUAUAACAAGCAUUUGUCACAUUAUUUAUCUAUAUAUCUAUCUAUAUAUAUAUAUAAAAAGGUUGUUUUUUUUGUUUGUAAAAUUGAAAAAAUUCUUGAAACAAUCAACUAUCAAACUAGUUGCUGAUUAAUUUAAAAGGUAACAUAACUCAAACAGGAGGAAAUCAAGCAUUUAGUGGGGACUAUGUACAGCUAUGGAUUCAUCCACACUUGGUGAUCUAGUGAGUAUUUCUGGCAGCAGGACGAUGUACUUAUGAUACUAACAAUUAGUAUGUUAAUUGUUGGUUCACAGGAUUUGUUGACUCCAAGAAAAACACAGAAUAUCAUCCAACUCAUCUUUGAAACGACGCUUAAAAACAUCAAUUUGAUAAAAUGUUUUUCGCUCCGAUACAGAGACGAUCUCUUAGUCUGUCCUCGCCUUCACCUCUGAACCUGUUCACGCUUUAAAGGAACACUCCGAAAUGAUCCUGUUUUCCAUCUUACCCAGCGUCAGGUGAGACGAUCAGUAUCGGCUUCCUCUCUCUGUGUCCGGCACAGAGACAUGAAGCAGGGGGAAACUGCUAACCUAGCUCCAAUUAACAGGGAGCACCAUUUGCAGGUGGAAAGCCCAAUCAGGGCGCCCCAAUAUGUCAAAUUGUUCCUUCAAGUCUUGUCCAAACAUCCGGUAACACUGUAUUUUGGUAACCUUUUUUUUUUUUUUUUUUUU